CGCUGCCCAGCCUCCGACAACCUGGGGCCGGGACCCCCAGCGAUCCGCUCGGGUCCCCUCCCCGGGAGGGGCGAUGGGAUCGCCAUUGGGGUGGGGGAAAAACUCCUGUACCCCACGGACCGCGGAUCCGGCCACCUCAGCCUUGGCCUUCCCACUCUGAUUUGACCGCAGUGCGGCGGGGAGGACUAAACGCCCUCCUUCCAGAGCGAUUACCUUUGCCGCGAGUUCUUUGGGGGAAACAGGAUCUGCAAAGCAAGGCAGGCCGGUGGGAGCGCCCCUCUCUGGACAAGAUGAAGCUCAUCAUCCUGGACCACUAUUCUCAGGCCAGUGAGUGGGCAGCCAAAUACAUCAGGAACCGCAUCAUCCAGUUUAACCCAGGGCCAGACAAGUACUUCACCCUGGGGCUCCCUACUGGGAGCACCCCACUUGGCUGCUACAAGAAGCUGAUUGAAUACUACAAGAAUGGAGACCUGUCCUUCAAAUAUGUGAAGACUUUCAACAUGGACGAGUAUGUGGGCCUUCCUCGAGACCACCCGGAGAGCUACCACUCCUUCAUGUGGAACAACUUCUUCAAGCACAUUGACAUCCACCCAGAAAACACCCACAUUCUGGAUGGGAAUGCAGCUGACCUGCAGGCUGAGUGUGAUGCCUUUGAAGAGAAGAUCAAGGCUGCGGGUGGGAUUGAGCUGUUUGUUGGAGGCAUCGGCCCUGACGGACACAUUGCCUUCAACGAGCCAGGGUCCAGUCUGGUGUCCAGGACCCGUGUGAAGACGCUGGCCAUGGACACCAUCCUGGCCAAUGCUAGGUUCUUCGAUGGAGAUCUCGCCAAGGUGCCCACCAUGGCCCUGACGGUGGGUGUGGGCACUGUCAUGGAUGCUAGAGAGGUGAUGAUCCUCAUCACGGGUGCUCACAAGGCGUUUGCUCUAUACAAGGCCAUCGAGGAGGGAGUGAACCACAUGUGGACCGUGUCUGCCUUCCAGCAGCAUCCCCGCACGGUGUUUGUGUGCGACGAGGAUGCCACCCUGGAGUUGAAAGUGAAGACCGUCAAGUAUUUCAAAGGUUUAAUGCUUGUUCAUAACAAGUUGGUGGACCCCUUGUACAGUAUCAAAGAGAAAGAAACAGAGAAAAGCCAGUCUUCUAAGAAACCAUACAGUGAUUAGCCUGUGCUAAUCCUAGUGUCAAGUACCUCAUUGGGACAGGCAGGUCUUUCUGGAAAUUGUCUUUAGGAGGACAGAAUUAUAUUUCUUUAAUCUAGUACGGUUACUCCAGAUAAAUGGGUGAACUUACUAUUCUUGGCUAUGCAGCGUGGAGUCUAGUCAUGGAGUUUAGCUACUUGGUUGUAACUUACUGUUAAUCAGAAAAACAAUCACUCCAUAAUUUUGAUGUCAGCUCGACUAGGGGGUUUUAGCUUUUUGUUCUGUCUCUGACGCUGUUCACAUGUACAAUACACUCCUGCCACUAAGUUCUAUCAUUAUGUGCACUGAUUCUCAAUUGGGAGGGAGUUAGGGGCUUAUGUAUAUGGGACAAAACCUCUUUGGAGGGUCCUGAGAGCCCCUCUUGAGCAGGCCUGCCCCUUAUUUGGGAAUCACUGUUUUAGAUUAAGGAAUAAACACUCUCAAUGUCUAAAAUCAGUAUAAGGAAGCAGUCCCUCUGGUCAGUAACAAGUGCCAUGGGAAGGAAACUAUCCCUUACUUUCUUUCCCCAGUUUUUACUGCUCUUUCAGUUGGCCUUUCCGUGAACUCAGAGGACGCCUUGCAGGAGGAUUUGGGUGGGUAGGACUAAGAAGGAGGCUUGUGCUGAUAAACUCAGAGCCUCAAGGGGCCCAGCCACGUCAAACUCCCCUCCAUCAGGGACCUUCCAGCACCAGGAGGAAGGCGGAAACGCUUUUCCCACCAGAGCCCUGUGUUUUGUUCCAAGGUCUCACUGUGGCACCUCUCAUACAUGCUCUUUCAUAAGUCCACAAGGCCAGCAGAUACUGUCAAGUUCAGCGUUGUGUUCAGUCAAGGUGAUGGAGCCAGGGCAAGCAGCUUAGUUGAGUUAGAAACAACACACGAGUGACAUGUUCUACAUCCCUAAGAGCUGAGUGCCAAGAAACAUACCGUUUCUAAAGUUGCCUCAUGUCCUUUCCCCACUGAAAAUACCCUGCCCUUCUAACCCUCCCAGGUUCGUGUGGCAUGGUCUGAUGUUCCCAGAACAUCAGGAAGUACAAUGCUGUUGCUCCUUUACCCUCCACCCCUUGUUCACAAGCUGUCCACUGCUCUGUCUUCUUUUACUCCUCUGCCUUGAUGGUUUGGAUGCUGCCGCUUCCUCCCUAUUUCUGUGCCCAUUUGAAGCUGCUGCUGCCUCUAUUUCUGGGAAAGGCCUUUCAGAGCCUGGCUCAGGCCUCUCUUUAAGUGCUGUGUUUGGUACCAGCAUUUCAUCUUUAGCUUUUAUACGUGAUUGUGCUGUCAUUCUGUUUUAAGCUAAUGGAUCAAUGGACUUGUUUACAAUAUUUUCUAUUAAAUCCAGUAUUU
Molecule: messenger RNA, 2513 nt
Organism: Mesoplodon densirostris (Blainville's beaked whale)
Lineage: Eukaryota; Metazoa; Chordata; Mammalia; Artiodactyla; Ziphiidae
Gene: GNPDA1
Product: glucosamine-6-phosphate deaminase 1
Exons: 7
Coding region: 291-1160 (289 amino acids)
Biological process (GO): N-acetylneuraminate catabolic process; D-glucosamine catabolic process; N-acetylglucosamine catabolic process
Cellular component (GO): cytoplasm
Molecular function (GO): glucosamine-6-phosphate deaminase activity; identical protein binding
Source: RefSeq, a predicted model, not a curated record